Spizellomyces punctatus DAOM BR117 is the source of this 3162-nucleotide messenger RNA. RefSeq lists its product as uncharacterized. Gene Ontology annotation, molecular function: DNA-binding transcription factor activity; RNA polymerase II cis-regulatory region sequence-specific DNA binding. The record is from RefSeq and is a predicted model, not a curated record. NCBI's taxonomy places the organism in Eukaryota, Fungi, Chytridiomycota, Chytridiomycetes, Spizellomycetales, Spizellomycetaceae. Gene Ontology annotation, biological process: regulation of transcription by RNA polymerase II. The transcript is spliced from 4 exons. The coding region runs from base 354 to 1886 and encodes 510 amino acids.
AAAAAGUCUCGUCGUCGUCGUCGCCUUCUUCUUCCCUUCCGCCCUUUCCGCCCCUUUCCCCCCAGCUACUCCCGGCAUCUUUGCCCUUUUCGUCCUUCUUUUGGUGGUUCAUCCUUCUUUUUGCCGCCCGCUUGGAUACACGGCGAAACGAGAAAGAACGGAUCAUUGGCGCGGGCUGGGGAGAAUAGCAUCAUUUUCGUUUUUGAAUCAUCCUCCUCUUGCGUGUUUUUCUCGCAUUCCCAUUUCGUACAGUGGUGAAAUCAACCCGAAAGGCAUCAUCGUUUCAUACAGCAUAUCUUGUUGACUUUUGUGCCAUCCUCCAAAACGCCUCUGAACACGCCAAAAGAAACACUAUGACCUUGUCCUUUUUUCCUCUCGUGUCGCAUCAGCAACAUCCGCGUCCGGUCAAGGGAGCUGCAGGACGAAUUUCAAGUCCGGUAUUAGUCCAUGCAACAACAGCAUCAACAACGACAACACCGACGGCGAGUCCGAUAGCACCCAAACCAGUCACGUGCCAUGUCAAGGCCGAGUUUCCUUCUCCGCCAUGCUCGCCACUCGAAGACAAUAUGCUGGCCAAUCCGCAAUUCCACAUUGACGCGCGAUUAUUUGCACCGCUAAUGGCCCACGACGCGACAGAAGCUGUUGGACGCGUGGAUGAGGGCUACUGUAGUUGGGAAACAACGCACAUGUCGCCGAUUGAAAGAGCUCUUCAUUGCGGUUUGGAUGAAAGUUACGGAGCGGUCGACUUGCCAAUGUCACCUGGAGCCCAGCAUCUCCACUCGAUCGCGCAUGAUACAGUUGCCCUAGAAAGCUAUAUGAACGGGAUCCAUCUGUCAGACUGCCAACCGCAACUUUUACCCGACCCUUCACAUCAAUCCCUGAACGAGAACAUGCUCCGCCAUCCGGUGUAUCCUGCUGAUUAUGAAUGGGGACUUUCUGGGUGGGAUGCAUCUAAUUCGGAAAAUAUGGCUAUGACGGAUGCCAUCUAUGGAAAGCAGAGCGGGUCUACAGAUGUGGUGACAAACAGCCCCAUUAUUACAGACUUACCUCGUGAACAGGCGCAAUUCUAUCAAAUGUCGACACCAGUCAGCCCAGCCAAUGUCUUUGCUCCUCCGAGCGUAAACGACAUGGAAAUGGCCCUGCACCCGACAAUUCAGACCAGCUACGAAUUGACGAUCCCACCCUCCCUUCUCACACCGCCGGCACCUUGUUCACCUGAGGAUGACGCGCCGAUGCCAACUGUCGUCUCUCCGACGAUGGAAAAUAUUCCCUCUUCGCCAAUGUCGCCGCUGACACCCAUUUCUCCGGAACAUUUGUCAGCUCCAUCGUCGCCGAUUGCAUCUCCGCCGGCCCAACCAUUCUUUGGGGAGCUUGUUUUCUCGCCCUCUGAACCGACGAUCAAGACUGAAUCUCCAAAGAGCGCAAAGACUCCCCGGCAUCGCAGCACAUCGUCCAUCUCUACAGUGUCCUCUUUUGGUGAUGCUUCCACGUCUUCAUUCUCAGACAUUGACCCUGAGGAAUUUUCUGAAGGGGGAGUGUGCUCUGACACCAAAACCGUCUACCUUUUCGUCAAUGAGAGUCAUGGCUGCGACGACAAGAAGCAGAAAGGACCUCGUGGAGAGCACAACUGCUUCAAAUGUGUCUGUGGAAAGCUUUUUAAAAAGUUGUAUAACCUCAAGAACCACUACAAGCAGCAUCAGAAGGACAAGCCGUAUGUCUGCGAAGUCUGUAAGCGCGGAUUCAUGCGUAAACACGACCUCAAGAGGCAUUCCACCACCCACUUGGAGAAUUUCAAGCCUUACUCGUGCGAGGAUUGCAAAACGACAUUUACCAGGCUCGACGCGUUGCACCGGCAUAUCAAAGCCAAGCGGUGCAAGGGACAAUAGAUUCUUGGAUUCUCCAUCACACCGAGGAUAGCUCUCACCGAAACCCAUAAGCCAUUUGAUCGAAUAACCUGAACAUCCAAAAGCAAAAAAACAAAAAAAAAUCACCAGCUGCCAGCAGGCACGUUAGAACUUCUACGCAUUCUUUUAUCCUAUCGAAUUCAUCGAAUUUUUUUCACCUACGGUUGUGCGGCUUUGUCGAUGACGACCCAUCAUUUUUUCCCUUCGCUGCCUCUCCGCCUCACACCUAUUCGAACGAACCAUCAUGUUUGUUGUGUCAACCCCUUCCCAAUUUUCUUGUCUUUCUUUUUCAUUCCCUCCUGCACGUACUUUCCCUUUUCCGUACUCUUAUCCGUACCUAAUUUGUUUCCCCGUUGCGACCCGGCGCUGUUUAGCGUCUCGAUGGGCUUUUGUUCCUCUACCGAAAUCGACUGAUUGGUGGAGGAGCGCAAAGCGCAUACUGUUUAUAUCCCAUACCCUCGACACGAAUUAUACCUGUUAUCGACUCGUUUCGCGCCCUUUCACCACGCCUCUGUAUAUGCGUUUAUAUUUGUGUAUAUGCCUCAUAUUUCGGAUACGCCCGCCUGUCAGUAUUAUUUCCGGUAUAUUACUUUUGUCAAUAUCUUAGGCGCAUGGAUCCUUUUUGUUUUUCCUCUCCCCCCUAUCCAUCGCAUUUUUUCCCCGCUUUUGGGGAGAUUGCCUAUUUGGAUUGUGGCGGGGGUGGGCGAACAGAAAGGACAUCCUUUCCCCCAACCUCUCACGCGAAGUGACAAUCAAAGCCCCUCUACCCGAUUAGAAGCUAAAGGAAAUAUGCAGACGGGCCGGAACUCAUCGAAACCUCUUUUUUGAACGCGAAUGCAUUGUAUAUAGGCUGUGGACCGUUUUUUUCUUACAUAUAUAGAGAGGGCGUGGAUCGAGUGAAAUGGUUUGUAUAUACUCGAGUGGGGUGGGAUAAGGUAGCUUUGGGGGGGACUUUUGAUUUGGUCUGGAUGUGCAUGAUGAUGGGAAAUGAAACAAAAAGAAACAUCUCGUUUUUUUGUUCAGUUCCGCAGUCUUGUCCCCCUUUUUUUUUCUGUAGUCUCUUGUCUAGUAUUUUUUAGUUUCCCUUUUUGUGUAGUUAUCACGGAUAUUUGUCUAUGGACGGAUGGUUGGGUUCGUUGCUAAUGGCUUUUGGGAGGUUGGUGUCGGCCUUGUGUGUGUAUGUGUUUUGUUAAGAUAGAGAAGACGUCAGUAUUUUCAGUACAUGAUUCGUACCUAUAGAUGAUUUUGGUUAAACGCA